AUGUCCCCUUCAGGAGGUACCACAAUUCCUUCAGGAGUUGAGUUCCCUUCACAGCGGAGGGAGCGAAUAGACUGGCACAAACUAGCCUCCAUUGACCUCCAUGACCUGACCUUGGGGUGUCCUAUAGAGGUCCUGCAAGAGAACCUAACCCAAAUUGCAUUCUGUGAUGCUGAGACAGAGUUUGACCUCGGGACCGUGUCGGGACAGAGAAACCUUUUGAAAAUGUUCCGCCUGUCCCAGCUCACGGUGCAGUAUUUGUUCAUGUCACAGGAUUUCAUGGAGACACAGCUGAAGGAGGUACAAGAAGAGGCCCAGCAGUUAUCAGAGAAGUAUCAGCAGGUAAAGACCAAGUUACUACAGCAGGUGGAGGAGGCCAAGAAGAUGAAGGCCACCAACAAAAACAUGAGGGAGACAGUCAAGCAAAUCAACUCCUUUGCCAUUGCCAAUGGGAUAUUCCAAGCUGUGAAGUGUCCGCAGUGCCCGAAAACCUUCCGCAGUAGUGAGUUCCUACAGUCACACCUCUGGAGGAAGCACCCAAACCAAGCAGCUUCAGUUACUAUUCCACAGGCUGCCCCUACCAUUAUGCCAUCACCUAUCAGCCCUGCACAUGUCACUCUAGUCCCUUCCUCAGCUACUAAUCAUACUAUACAGGGUCAUACACAAGGUCCUAUGCAGGGUCCAAGUCCUGAUGUGGGGAUCAGGACACAGGAGACUGCAAUUAGUGCCCCUUUGCCUCCUCCAGCUGCCUCCAAAGUGAAUGAUGUGGACUCCUACAGACUAAACGAGAUCGAGAGGAAAUGUGAUACGAUGGGUGACAACUUGCUGCGACUGUUUAGGGAGUUGGAGGAGCAGAAGAGGAUCCUGGAGGCAGACCACAGCAGGAAGCAGGAGGAAGUGAAGAAAGCCUGGGAGGAGAAGAAGAACAUGAAGGAAUAUUAUGAGGCACAGCUGGACAAGUUGAGUACACAGAUAUCACAGCUGCAGAGUACAAGUGUGGCCUGUAUUUCCCCUCAGCCAGCCAAUGAGGAGAUCAGAGAGCUGGUGAGGCGGCAGGAGGAAGAGGUGAAGCGGCUACAGGAACAGAUUGAGACUAAUGCUGCUGAGAACAGGGUGGAGGAGAUCAGGGGGCUUGAGGAUGUUGACGGUCUGUCCGAGGAACUUCAAGAACUCAGAAGCCAACUUCGCCAGCAGGAGAGGAAGCACAAGAAGUCCCUGAAGGAGAUGCAGGAGUCCCUUCAGAGGAGCUAUGAGGAGGCCCUCAAUGCCGAGAAGGACAAGCUCCGAGACAUGAUGAAGGACAUGGCACAAGGGGAGACACCAGUGGCAGUCAUACACAAACCUCCACCAUCUCCAAAAACUAAGCCCAAAAAACCACCCACACCGAACCUAGCCACAAGACCCUCAGCAAUACCUCGCAUAGACUCCCUGCCCUCCACACCUGCACCACAGACCACAAGGGAGGCGAGAGGUACAGCACAGCAACAGCACAGACCUGUAGCCCCACAGCACCACCACAUGGAUGCUGAGGACACGGAGAGUGAGUCUGAGUCCAGGAGUGAGACAGACACUUCUUACUGGAACCAGAAUGAGCUGAAGGUGAAACCACUUCAGAUCACCAGUGUAGGGAUGGACAAGGGCAAGGUAGACAUAGAAGGCACCAGCAGCCACAACAGAGAGUCCUCCAGUGAGUCAUCAAUGGAGUCAGUGGAGGGGAGGGAGAGUCAGACAGAGAGUGAAGUGUCCUCAGAGUCCCUCCACCUGGAAGCACUACUGAAGGACAACCCAAAGCUGUGGGGACAGAUGAAGGAUGCCACAACAGAUGUUCUUGCAUCCCGCCUGGCAUCCAUGGGCAUUGACCCUUCCUCCAAGAGCAUCAAGACUGACACCCUUACUGCCUGCCUCUCCCAGCUGAGGAAGGACAGGAGGAAUCUUGAGAGAAAACAUGAGAACUUCUAUGACCUGAGGAAGAGACUGGAAAACGAAGUGAAGAUGAAGGUCGAUGACAAGAUAGACGACGUCGACACUGAUGACACACAAGACGACCGGCCAUCCAGGGCAGCCAGUGGCAAGAGGUCUCGGAUGCUGACACGAAUGGUGAGGAAUGUGCAGUCCAAGGUGAAGGAGCGCUCCAGGGCCCUCUCGUCAUCCGUGUCUAAAACAGGGACAUCUGUACGGUCUGGAGUGCGGGACAUGUUCCUGGCAAGCAGUAGGAAUGGUGACAGUGUGCACAAGAUAUCAGGCGGCCAUGGGAAGAUUGAGGAUAUGACAGGACAGGGAAGUUCAGAGGAGAAGAGCUCUGUGGCAUCUGAGGAUGACUCCAGCAGCGCAAGAGUUGAAGUGCAUCACGAGACUCUCAGAUCAGUGAAAAGGAACCUAUUCUCGGGACCCAGCAUGGCAUCAAGCUCCAGUACACACCCUGGCCACUCCUCAGGGUACUUUGACAACAAGACAUAUGGGGAGGAGGAUGAGGAGAGCAGCACGGGAUGGGAAUCAGAGCCAGAGUAUGAGAACAUGAAGGAGGAGCCACCCAAGAGAAGCGACAGCCUACAUCUUUCCCUGGACUCUGCUGACCUGCACAGCACCCCAAGGGACAUCUGGCAGCCCACUGAGGAACCACAGCCUAUCAAGGUCAAGCGGCCAACUGGGGAGAAAGUCAGUGACCUUACUCGCACCAUUGAGCAGCAGCUGAGUGGCCGGAGGAAGUCAAAGAUGGCAGGAGCAGUUGACAUCACUAAAAGCUUUGAAGCGUCUUCCAGCAGUGCUGUGGGGAGACCCAGCACAUCAGGCUACCCCAUGAGUGGUGCCAGGAGGACCAGCACCCCACAUGACCCCACACUCAGUCCACAUGAGCUUCAGAGUGCCAGCGAGUCUUCCAACACCAUCGGCACUAGUAUGUGGGGGUCAAGUGAGGUCAUAGCCAAAGGUUCAGGCAAGGUUAAGCAGCCAAGGCCCUCCACCAGUAAGGUCACAGUGCAUUCCUGGGACUCAGAGGAGGACCUGGACAUUAGUGACCUAGAAUAACCUAAGACUUGGACUGAUUUGUAGAAUAACUUUGAAUUACUUGAAAUUAUCUUAAAUGCUCUAGAAUAAGUUGGAAUGACCCGAAAUGACCUGUAUUUCUCUUUUCUAGGGAAGAUUCUAUUUCUGUGCUCUACAUUCUUGACUCAGUGUUGAAACUUUUUUUUUAUUAUUAUAUUCCCAAAGAUUAAUGUAGGAUAUUAAUAAUGGGAGAUGUGUGAGUGAAGAGGGGAUGGUAAUUAAUGAAUGAGUAGUUGCUUCCAUAUUGUUGCCUAUUCAUUACUACUUCCAAAAUUGUACUAAAAGUUUACUAUAUUUCUGGUAAUGAAAGAAUGUUGUGGGUUUUGAUAAGUGUAUGUAGCUACUGUAGUGUAUUCCUUGUAUUUUUGUACCAAUGAUUUUUAUAUAUUUUUUAUUCAUGUAUUUAUUUAACUAAAUCAGAAUUUCCUCAUAUUUUGCAUCAGUAACUUGUUGGUUUUAGUUAUUUAUUUACCUGUUCAUUCAUCACUUCCUCAUAUUUUGUAACACUGCAGCACACUACUACACCACAUUAUAGCACACACUGUACCACACUACCCUAUCACACCA
Molecule: messenger RNA, 3606 nt
Organism: Portunus trituberculatus (swimming crab)
Lineage: Eukaryota; Metazoa; Arthropoda; Malacostraca; Decapoda; Portunidae
Product: zinc finger protein Dzip1-like
Exons: 2
Coding region: 1-3021 (1006 amino acids)
Biological process (GO): cilium assembly
Cellular component (GO): cytoplasm; ciliary basal body
Source: RefSeq, a predicted model, not a curated record